Molecule: messenger RNA, 2290 nt
Organism: Oldenlandia corymbosa var. corymbosa
Lineage: Eukaryota; Viridiplantae; Streptophyta; Magnoliopsida; Gentianales; Rubiaceae
Source: the annotation of a GenBank genome assembly
UUACAAGAAGUAGUGGCUUGUGGCAACAAGUCCUUUUCAGAGGAUUUUAAACCUAGAAGGCAUUUUUGACUAAACAAAACUACGAAAUUUGGCAAAUUAUGACCAAACAAAUGAACAAACACUAGUGGUGAGAUUGUCUGUUCAAAGUCAUUCCCAGAAACUGAAACAAAAAAAAAUAAUAAUAAUAAAAAUGAUAUAAUGAUGCAUGAUGAUGAUGAAUAAAGAAGGGAAUUUUUGGGCUUUUACAAAGGAAUUUGUUGGUAUGUGUUAUAUUGCACUUGCAAACCACACUCUAGAAGGAAAAGCCUUAAAAGAAGCUAUUUACAAACAACACACAUACAUAAUAAUAGCUUUAUCAAAUUUCACAAUUUUUAUUUUCUCUUUCCCCCCUUUCUUUGGAAUCCUACCUUAAUUUCCCCUUUAUCUGCUUUUUCUCCUUUCAUUAUUUAUUUUUCCCUUUCUUUUUUGGUUCUUGAUUCCAUUGUUGAAGGACACAAGUGAAGAAUAUGAAAAAGAACACACACACACACACACACUCCAAUUCCUAGCAAUCCUCCUCCUCAUCAGCUGCCUCAAUCUUCUCGAUUAUCGAGGAUUUUGUAAUAUGGCCUUUGUUGGCCAGUAUAAAAAGCAUUAUAAACCACCCAUUUUCACAAGCACUCCCAAGUUUCCUCCUAUCAACAAUCUUAUUCUACUUCACCUGAAUUUCAACCUUCUAAAUUCAUCUUAGUUUAGUAUUUUUUUAAAGGAUAAAUUAAAGAACCCGAGAAAAGAAAGAAAGAAAAAAAAAAUGAACCGACCAGGUGAUUGGAACUGCAGGUCUUGCCAGCACCUGAACUUCCAGAGGAGAGAUUCAUGCCAGAGAUGCGGAGACCCGAGACCUGGUGGUGACUUCGGGAGCUUCCUUGGAGGCGGAGGACGAGGGAAUUCCUCGUCGUUUGGCGGGUUCUCGUCGGGUCCGGAUGUAAGGCCAGGAGAUUGGUACUGCUCAUUUGGAAGCUGCGGAGCACAUAACUUCGCCAGCCGGUCCAGCUGCUUCAAGUGUGGUGCACUUAAAGAUGAAUCCGCCGGCGCCGGCGGACCUCUCGACGGCGAUCACAUGAUGGCUCGAGGCCGGGCUUUCGGGUUUGGAAGUGGCGGAAUUAGUGGUGGCGGUGGUGGCAGUCGCUCUGGAUGGAAAUCCGGAGACUGGAUUUGCACCAGGUAGGUUUACAUAUAUAUAGUCAUUUCAUGUCAUAAUAAUAACAGCUUUGGAGGUGUCAAAAGCUUCUAGCCUUGUGGCUGGUGACAUGCAUUAGGGAGGGAAACCAAAAAACAAGCCUAUUUUUCUCUGUCUAGCAAAGUAUUUUUUUUUUUUUAUUCAUAUAGACAGCGUGAUUAUAGACAGCGUGUCUAGCAAAAUUCUUAUAUCAUUAUGUAAAGACUUUAUUCAAGUCGUGCCUGUUUUGCAUGUGCGUCGCUUACGCCAUUGGCGCUUUGCCCGCCUCUUAUGUAUAUAACACUAAUUUUUUUUCCGAUCACCUAGCCAUAUAUUACCUUCUGUAUUUUAAUGUAUUUUACUGAUCAUAGUGAAAUUGGCCUCUUAGGGUUUUUCAUUCAUACACGAUUAAUCUAGAUGACAUAUUAAGCUCAUUAGCAAACUUACUGAAUUUUUUGUUUUAACCUUUAGGCCCGGAUGCAAUGAGCACAAUUUCGCAAGCAGGACAGAAUGUUUCAGGUGCAGUGCACCAAGAGAAUCUGGCAGCAGGCCUUCCUAUUAGUUCUUUCAUAGAUCGAUUCUCCAUUUUUGGUAAGCCAAUAUAUUCAUUUUGUUUUUUUUUUUUCUUGAACUUUUAUGAAGCUUCUAAGCAUAAUCUCCAUAUUGACCACACGCAACUUGGGUGCAUGGCAGAUUUGCAGGUCCUGAAGCUAGUAUCUCUGAGAGAAUGAAGAUAGAGAUCCUGAUCCAAUAUGCAAGACCGAUGAUGAUUAUUGCAGCAAAAAUUUUCCCCGUCCCGCCGCCCUAGCUAGCUAUAGCUACCAUUUCCUACUUUUUAAUUUCCAGCUUUUGAUCAGUUUCAAUACCCUUUCUAUUUCUAUAUCAUCUUCUUAUUUUUAAUUAGUAGGUUCGUUAGAUUGGAUAGAUUGUUGAUGGUUCAAGAUUGAAGUUUAGCAGAGAGGAGCAAUAGGUUCUUGUUUGCAUGUUUAGUUUAGUAGUACUUCUUCUUAACUAGAGAGCUAAUCAAAUCUUGUAUUCUCUCUGUUUGUUUCACUCUAAAUUAAUCAAUAUAUCUCAUUUUGUGUUCAUGAG